This is a messenger RNA of Phalaenopsis equestris, 1537 nucleotides long. RefSeq names its product alcohol dehydrogenase. NCBI's taxonomy places the organism in Eukaryota, Viridiplantae, Streptophyta, Magnoliopsida, Asparagales, Orchidaceae. The record is from RefSeq and is a predicted model, not a curated record. Gene Ontology annotation, molecular function: oxidoreductase activity. Bases 58 to 1332 code for a protein of 424 amino acids. The transcript is spliced from 8 exons.
CACUCUCGUCCAACAGAAGCUAGCGUUGACGUCGAGAAAGUAACUCGUCGCCUCACCAUGGCAUUUAUAUCCGCUUUCCGCUCUCUACUCCGGCGCCGGGGAACUCCUGCGCCCUACCUCUCCUGCUAUAGUAGGCCGCUCUGCACCGCGGCGCCUAGCGAGGAGAAGCUCAACGCUGCAAGCUAUCAUGUCUCCGGCGGCCCUUCCUUCAUGCGCGGGACCGUUUUCUGGGAGCCCGGAAGACCGCUCACCAUCGAGGAGUUCGAGAUGCCUCGACCCAAGGCAGGGGAGCUUCUGAUCAAGACCAAGGCUUGUGGAGUUUGUCAUUCUGAUCUUCACGUCUUAAAAGGUGAACUUCCAUUUUCAAGUCCUUGUGUUUUGGGUCAUGAAAUAACUGGAGAAGUAGUUGAACAUGGUACCCACACAGAUAUUGUCACAACAAAAAGGUUUCCUAUUGGAAGUCAUGUAGUUGGAGCAUUUAUAAUGCCUUGUGGAAAUUGCUUCUUUUGUGUCAAAGGCCAGGAAGACCUAUGCGAGUCUUUUUUUGCUUAUAAUCGAGCGAAAGGAACACUCUAUGAUGGCCAGACUCGGCUAUUUCUGCGAAAUAGUGGAAAGCCUGUGUACAUGUACAGCAUGGGUGGACUUGCUGAAUACUGUGUCAUUCCUGCCAAUGCGGUGACUACUCUGCCAAACUCACUACCAUAUACUGAAUCUGCUAUCUUAGGCUGUGCAGUUUUUACUGCGUAUGGAGCUUUAAGACAUGCAGCUGAAAUGCGCCCUGGUGAUUCUAUAGCAGUUAUAGGAGUUGGUGGCAUUGGUGCAAGUUGUUUACAGAUAGCACGAGCGUUUGGUGCUACUGUGGUAAUUGCAGUUGAUGUGCGAGACGAAAAACUACUCAAUGCAAGGACUCUCGGAGCAACUCACACCAUAAAUGCUUCAAGGGAAGAUGCUGUCGAGAAGAUAAAGGAAUUUACUGGUGGAAUGGGUGUUGAUAUUGCAAUAGAAGCAUUGGGAAAACCUUUAACUUUUAUGCAAUGCACAAAAGCUGUGCGAGAUGGUGGUAAAGCAGUUAUGAUAGGACUUGCUCCAACCAAUGCUUUGGGGGAGAUUGACAUAACUCGCCUAGUCCGCAGACAGAUAAAAAUUAUCGGCUCAUAUGGAGCGAGAGCAAGACAGGAUCUUCCUCAGAUUGUGAAGCUUGCUGAGACCGGCAUAUUCAAGCUUCGAAACACAGUGUCCAGAAAGUGCAGAUUUGAAGAGGCAAACCAAGUCUAUGAAGACCUUGACAAUGGGAAGAUUGUUGGCCGAGCUGUGAUUGAAAUAGCAGAGUAAUUUUUAACUUUGAUUUGAUCUGGAAAUAAUGCUUUUGUCGUGUCUCGCCAAUACUAUGUUUUUGAGCGUUUUCUUGUAUGUUCAUUUGAGCAUAUUCUUUGAUGAGUUUUAAUUAUGCUAUUACAUUUUGCACAUUUUGCUCUUGCUCUUGCUCUAACUGAUGAUUUUCUGAAUGUGUGCAUUCAGGAAGAAAUGUCUUAAAGUG